Molecule: messenger RNA, 896 nt
Organism: Daphnia pulex (common water flea)
Lineage: Eukaryota; Metazoa; Arthropoda; Branchiopoda; Diplostraca; Daphniidae
Product: histone H2A-like
Exons: 2
Coding region: 134-598 (154 amino acids)
Cellular component (GO): nucleosome
Molecular function (GO): structural constituent of chromatin; protein heterodimerization activity; DNA binding
Source: RefSeq, a predicted model, not a curated record
AAUUCUUCCGACUCGAGGACCAAUCGAGUAGCCAGCAGAUGUUCCAAUUGUUCCGUGUUCCAGCGCAGAAGGAGGAGGAGCUUCUGGUAGUAAACACAAUCUUCCUUGUGUUACACGAAAUAAUGGCGGGAAUAUGUUUUACAGCUGCCCUUCCGAUUGGUUUAAAAUGAUCUCAAUCCGAUCCUGGAACCACGUUCACUUACUCUACACCUCAACCAUGUCUGGCCGUGGCAAAGGAGGCAAAGUCAAGGGAAAGUCAAAGACCCGUUCCAGCAGAGCCGGACUUCAAUUCCCCGUCGGUCGUAUCCACCGAAUGCUCCGCAAAGGAUCGUACGCUGAGCGCGUCGGUGCCGGUGCCCCCGUCUACUUGGCUGCCGUCAUGGAGUACUUGGCCGCUGAGGUCCUCGAGUUGGCCGGUAACGCCGCCCGUGACAACAAGAAGACCCGCAUCAUCCCUCGUCACUUGCAAUUGGCCAUCCGCAACGACGAAGAGUUGAACAAACUUCUCUCCGGUGUCACCAUCGCUCAGGGUGGUGUUUUGCCCAACAUCCAGGCUGUUCUCUUGCCCAAGAAGACCGACAAACCCGCCAAGGCUUAAACUUCUCCCGUCCUUAAAUAAACGGCCCUUUUCAGGGCCACCAAUUUAUUUUUGAAAAAAAGAAUUUGCUUAGUGCUACAUUUCGUACAUUUCAAUCUGGUUUUGGCAAUUAUUACUUGCGCAAAUUUUCUGAUUUAUCGCAAGGUGGCACUCUUGAAUUGUUUUAAUUCAACUUAAUUCGUCUGCUGGUAUUUCGUUUGUCCAACUGUGAGAGAAAAACAUUUCUCAUGAUAUUUCGAUGAAAUGGAUGUAUUUUACAUGUUAUUUUCGUAUAAAUUCAUUUGUUUCUUUUCUGUUC